Chaetomium globosum CBS 148.51 is the source of this 1041-nucleotide messenger RNA. RefSeq lists its product as uncharacterized. The transcript is spliced from 4 exons. The record is from RefSeq and is a predicted model, not a curated record. Lineage: Eukaryota; Fungi; Ascomycota; Sordariomycetes; Sordariales; Chaetomiaceae. Bases 1 to 1041 code for a protein of 346 amino acids.
AUGGCCGCCUCCCCAGAGCUUAUCCACGCCUACCGUAGCCUGCUCCGCGCCACCCUGCGAGCCGUACAAUACUCGCAGCCUUCGCGCACGACAAUAACGCAGCAGCUGCGGGCGGGCUUCCGCGACCCGCACGGCACGCUGGACACGGAGCGCGUCCGCCACACGGUCUGGUUCAUGAACGCGGCGGCGCAGCAGCGCGGGCUCGAGCACAAGAUUCUCAAGAACCUGUGCCGCGUGCACUGGGAGCGGGCCAACGAGCGCUCGCGCAUGCCGUGGCGGUUGAGGGUGCGCAAGAUGGAGAUGGGGGAGGAGAAGGCGGAGAAGGCGAGGAAGGGGGGGAAGGAGGUGAAGGAGCAGGACGACCCCAUCAGCGGAACGCAGUACGAUCAUUAUGAACAACUCAUCGCGGGUACUGUCUGCCGGACCGGCUGCCGGCUGACGGUUGCCAACCAACGACCCCAAUGCCGCGCCCCCACUAAGGGGAUUCCCCCUCGCCGUUGUUGCGGUUGCCGAGCUUCAGCAGCCCUUCGGCCGCGCCUGCGGCUGAUGCCGGUGGGAGCCGAGCCGAUGCGGUGCACAGCAGCGGGUUUCACCACGGAACUGGAAUUGCAUUUCGGCUUCCCCAAUGAGGGUCUGAUUGUAGUCUGCACUCACUCCGAGGAAGUGCGACUGGUCGAAUGGCUGCCAUUCAGGAAUCGAGCGACUCUUACCCCAAAUUCGAGGACCCUCUUACGGAUCGCCCGCAGCAGAUCUACAGGGUGUGCAGUUGGCUUGAAGACUGGCGCCAAAGUGCAGGGAAGUAUGGGGUAUCGGCUAUCACACCCCGUGGCCCGGCCGGCUCGCUGCCGGUGUAGGGAGGUGUUGGUGGUGCUCCGCUUAGCUGCAGACACCCUCCUCAAUUCGGCAAGCGAUGGUGCAGCAAUGACGUUACCCCUGCUCAAGUGCUCACCAGCCAUGAAGCCAUCGUCGCCUGUCCCGCAUGCCAACCACCGCUCGAUAAACGUAACGGCGGCAAACGGUGGUGUGGCGAUCUCCCCAUAG